UGCUUUCCCCACGCACUCUCUUUUCCCGGCCACAAAACAACCGUGAGUGUUCAACUCACAGUUUUUGGAAAACUUUAUAUAAAAACCAUAUAAAAAACACAAAAUCUCUAAAAACUAUCAUAAAAACGAGUACAAUAAUUAAAUACUAAAAAAUAGCAAAAAUUUAACCAAAAAAAAAAAAAAGAAAGGAAAAAAAAAACGACAUUGAGGCCCUGGGUUUAACUCGGAAAGGAAAAACCUGAACGAGGAUUAUCGAUCUUGAGCGUGAUCCUGUCAGGUUUUGUACAGUAUCUGGUUCAGAAUCAGCGCUCAUAUCAGCCCCGGCGCGCAGCUCGGACGCGGACUGCGCUUUUCACCUCGGCCGGUCUCUCUUGACUUGAGCGCAACUUCACACACAUUUCAUCCGUGAGGCCGGAGAUGAACACAGCGACGGGGAGUUAUCCGAUGGCUUCCCUCUACGUUGGCGACCUGCACCCCGACAUCACGGAGGCGAUGCUGUAUGAGAAAUUCAGCCCCGCCGGACCGGUGCUCUCCAUCCGAGUGUGCCGCGACAUGAUCACCCGGCGCUCGCUCGGAUACGCCUAUGUCAACUUCUCCCAGCCCGCUGACGCCGAGAGAGCCCUGGACACCAUGAACUUUGACGUGGUGAAAGGGAAGCCAAUCAGAAUCAUGUGGUCUCAAAGGGAUCCCUCGCUGAGGAAGUCUGGUGUGGGGAACGUUUUCAUCAAGAACCUUGACAAGUCCAUUGACAACAAAGCACUGUAUGACACCUUCUCUGCCUUUGGCAACAUCCUCUCCUGCAAGGUGGUGUGUGAUGAAAAUGGCUCCAAGGGCUACGCCUUCGUCCAUUUCGAGACUCAGGAUGCAGCCGACCGCGCCAUUGAGAAGAUGAACGGCAUGCUUCUUAAUGACCGCAAGGUGUUUGUGGGUCGUUUCAAGUCUCGCAAAGAACGAGAGGCUGAACUCGGUGCCAAAGCCAAGGAGUUUACCAAUGUUUACAUCAAGAACUUUGGGGACGACAUGGACGACGAACGUCUGAAGGAGCUCUUCGACAAAUACGGUAAAACACUCAGCGUGAAGGUGAUGACAGACUCCAGCGGGAAAUGCAGAGGGUUUGGAUUUGUCAGUUAUGAGAAACACGAGGACGCUAACAAGGCUGUAGAGGAAAUGAAUGGCACCGAGCUCAACGGGAAGACCGUGUUUGUGGGCAGAGCUCAGAAGAAAAUGGAACGGCAGGCAGAGCUGAAGAGGAAGUUUGAGAUGCUGAAACAAGAGAGGAUCAGCCGUUACCAGGGAGUUAAUCUUUACAUCAAGAACCUGGAUGACACCAUCGAUGAUGAAAAAUUGCGUAAGGAGUUCUCUCCAUUUGGGUCCAUCACAAGUGCUAAGGUGAUGCUGGAGGAGGGUCGUUCGAAGGGUUUUGGCUUCGUCUGCUUCUCCUCCCCUGAGGAAGCCACCAAGGCCGUGACUGAGAUGAACGGACGUAUUGUUGGCUCCAAACCCCUCUAUGUGGCUCUCGCUCAACGCAAAGAGGAGCGCAAAGCCCACCUCACCAACCAGUACAUGCAGCGCAUAGCUGGCAUGAGGGCCAUGCCAGCUAAUGCCAUCAUCAAUCAGUUCCAGCCCACCAGCGGCUACUUCAUGCCAGCUGUGCCUCAGGCCCAGAACAGGACAACGUACUACGCUCCCAAUCAGCUGGCCCAAAUGCGACCCAACCCCCGGUGGCAGCAGCAGGGUGGUAGGGGUCAAGGUGGUUUCCAGGGAAUCCCCGGCUCACUGCGUCAGCCAGGCCCAAGAACCAACAUGAGACACAUGAAUCCUGGCACACAGGGACCACGGGGGCAGUCCAUGGGCCCUCGUCCAUCAAUGGGAGUGCCUGGUCCACGGGCCAUGCCUCCUUACAAAUAUGCCACCGGUGUGCGUAACCCGAAUCCUCAGGUGGUCCAGCCUAUUGCCUUACAGCAGGCACAGGCAGCUGUGCAUGUCCAAGGCCAGGAGCCUCUCACAGCCUCCAUGCUGGCUGCCGCACCUCCUCAGGAGCAGAAACAGAUGUUGGGAGAGCGUCUAUUCCCACUAAUUCAGGCCAUGCACGCCAACCUGGCUGGAAAGAUCACUGGGAUGCUGCUGGAGAUAGACAACUCUGAACUGCUGCACAUGCUGGAGUCUCAUGAAUCCCUGCGUUCAAAGGUUGAAGAAGCUGUCGCUGUGCUGCAAGCCCACCAAGCAAAGAAGGAUGCGACUCAGAAAGUGGGCAGUAUGCCCGCUACAGCGGCCGCCACAUCCUGAAAACCGCACGCUGAAAAAUGAAGAGACAGGGAUAGACGUGGACUCCAAACACCAGAGUGCUAUGAACAAUGAUGCAAAAUCUAAGAGAAAAAAAAUCUGUGUAAUUUAAAAAAAAAAAUACUUGAAUAUUUUGGAAACUAUUACAGUGCAUCAUUUUCUAGUCCUGUGAUACUUUCAAACUGUAUUCCAAAAGCAAUAAUAACAACUUGACCUUAUUUUGUGGCAAUUAAGAGAACCUUGAAAAAGAGCCAUGUUCUCUGUUGAUGCUUGAAAGCUUCACAUUUAAUUUGAAAAGGAUAUCCCGCUAUCACGAAUGUGUGGACUUCUCAAUAAAGAGAUAAUUUAUCAAA
Messenger RNA from Cololabis saira (Pacific saury), 2636 nucleotides. RefSeq names its product poly(A) binding protein, cytoplasmic 4 (inducible form) (gene pabpc4). Gene Ontology annotation, molecular function: RNA binding. Gene Ontology annotation, cellular component: ribonucleoprotein complex. The transcript is spliced from 14 exons. NCBI's taxonomy places the organism in Eukaryota, Metazoa, Chordata, Actinopteri, Beloniformes, Belonidae. The coding region runs from base 418 to 2286 and encodes 622 amino acids. The record is from RefSeq and is a predicted model, not a curated record.